GAACGGGCGUGCACCAGCCAGUCUGCUCUAGUCUACGGUGAAUAUUCGGUGAAAGCUGUUCUAUACAAAGUAAUACGAACGUGUUAUCGCCAAGCGUUGUUUACAAAUUGGCCAAGAAGCAGCAAACAAAAGGAAAGAAUUUAUUAAAACGGAUAUUCGACAAACGGAGCAAAUAUCGCAAAGCAAACCAAAGUGGUCACAUCACCAGAAAAAAUACUCAUUUUCAAAUUGUAUCGUGUGUUCCAAAUACAAAAAUUGUCAUGGGGCACUGAGCACAUGGCACAAGUGUAACUAACCACUUAAAUCCAGUGUCAUCCUUGAAAGUUAUUACAAAGUUCAAAGUGCGAACAAAAAUAAAUUGCAAAAAAGCCUGUAUGGCAAAUUUGAUGAAGAAGAAUUGGAAAAAAAGUAAUAAAUUUUGUGAAGCCAACUUCUCGAAUUACGUCUGCAUUUAAUACACCGCAACACAGGCAUUUAAGUCUGAUUUAUCACUGGCAUAUCCCUUUGUAGCAUAGCUAAACAAAUGUCCUUUUGAUUCCAUACAAACUUGUUUAUGUGUGUCACACAAGUUUUGCCGCAUAAAAUAAGUUUGCCAGCAAAGUUCAUAAAAACAAAUCCGUGCAGUGUCGUUACCAACGGUUGAGUGGUUGAACAAAUGAUGAUGCUUCAAGGCUAAAAAGUCCUGCUAACAAAUCAAAGCCAAUCCUAAGUCUACUUUGAAUUGUCAAACAAAAAAGAAAACAAAAAAACACGAAAACGAAAACAAAGAAACCUUUCCCCUUAACACAAAAGCCAAAAUUACAUGAAAUAAAAAGAAAAAGUGGAAAUCAGUGUUAGAGCCUGAAGCUGUCGCUCGUUCGCUCGCUCGCUAUCAACAACUAUUAUUAUUAUUGUUGUUGUUACAGCCUAUAAGAAGCCGGGGCACGCACCAAACAAAAGUGAUAGUGAAAUAUGCCAUUGUUGUUGUUGCUGCUGCUGUAAACGUCUAAGCAUGUGUGAGUAGUGUAGGCUACGAAAAAAAACAAAAACGAAAAAAAAGAAGUGAAACUAGGAAACAAUUGUGUUGCAAAAGUCCUACAAACAUAAACGCAGCAACGCCAAAGUGCCCGUGGCUAUUCAACAUCACAACAACUAACAAUAAUAAAACAUCCACUCGAACAUCAUACACACACAUACAUACUCGGUGUCGUGAAAACAAAAAAUCGAAAAAAAGAAGAGCCGUCGAAUAACUGCUGUCUCUGUAAGUACCAGCAUGAAGGCACCAACACAUCCAUCCACCUAGUGAUAAAACAAAGCAAAACAAAAAGUGAAAUAAAAAUUGCCUUAGCGCAAAAGCUUUUGUUAAGAAUAAAGAAAAUAACGGCAGCAAUAAAAACAAAAGCAACGUGGAAAUGUUUUUCCUUUUCGCUCUGUGUUUUUGUGAAGUGAAAGUGUAAAUGUUGCUGAUGCGAGUCUGCCACGCAUUUAAGUCCCUCAUCAUCAAAACAUUUGGAUAUAUUCAUGGACGUGAGCACACACUCUGAAAGCCCCCGCACAAAGUCCCACACACGCGGACAUACAUGCAAAUCUGAAGAAGACAAACAAACAAACACGAAUUGUGCUCCUACCAAACAUUACAUCAAAGUGUGAAUGAACGAACGAUCGGACGAAGGGAAAAGCAAAGCAAGGGCGCCUCCUAACAAGAUAAUUUGUGCAAUCCAUUAUCGACCACAAGGGAACCUUUUGAAGAUCUCAUCAUUAUUGUGGACAUUGAACUUUACCUCCGAUCAAGGUAAUACAUUCUUGAACAUUGAACAUCUUGAACAAAUAACACCUUCACCUCAUUCUUCAUAACAACAAUAUUCCAUUUUAACCGAGAUCAGCAGCAGUAUUUUUGCCAUCCGCAUCAGUAGAUGUGCCUGAGAACUCAACGGAAGGAAAUAGACCAACGAAGCAACUACCAAAACGGCAACAACACAAAACCACCUACAACCCAAUAAUCUACCUACAUGCAACUAGAAAAGACUCCCUAAGAAACCGAACGUUGUGUAAUAACUACUUCAGCAAGAAAAUAACAAUAGGAGCAAACAACAAAAAAAAACAUAUCGGACUACAGAAUCCCCUCCGAAUGAGUGAAUCAAAGUGCAAGUGACAUUCCGCGAAUAAUCCAAGUCCUGUGUGCCACGACCGAGCGUAAUUUCCAUAAUUGAACAGAGCCACCAAAUGUAAAGCACCAAACGAGAAAUCAACAUAUCUUUGGGUUUGCGUUCGUUCCAAAAAGAGAUUCAAACGCGAAAUAAGCAGAAAGAAAAAAACUAAAAUUCGAUUAUAGUUGACCCCCUUCAGACAUCAUCUAUCAUUCGGCAACAACAAAUGCCAUCACUUGAUAUCCUUGCCAUGGGAGAAUAGAAUAAAAGAAACGACAUUUCAUUCGACCAAGGGAUCACAAAAAGUAGAAAAUACAUGAAAAAUGAUACAACCUAAUACGAUUAUGACCAACAAAAAUAUUCGCACAAUAGGAAAGCAUCAUAUUAUGGACCAAUAACAAUAAGCAUUACAAAGCAAAGCAAAGGAAGUGUACAAAAAGUGCAGGACGAUAAAAAGAAAUCCACAACAAAAACGCAAAGAAAAGAAACGAAACGAGGAAACCCAUCAGCAUCUAUCACAAAAACGAGCAGAAGUGUACAAAAGAAACACAAUCGAAUUAAUUUUAUUGUCAUUGCAAAACAAUACAAUCGCUCACACACACAAACACGUGUCAAACGAAGAAAAAGUAUAUGAGCGAAGAAAAAACCCGCACUCAAGAAUUACAAGCAAAAUAACACUUUAAGAGCGACAUUUAUUCCCAUGCGUCAUUUGUCAUUGCAACAAUUGUAGGGCGAUAAAGCGCAGAGUCAUUGCCAACCCCAACAACACAAACAACAAAACCAUUGAGACAGAACGAUUUGUUCAAUUCGCAUUUAUUGACCUCUUGGUAAAUAGUGGUCGUUAACAUUGCCAGCCAACGAUCCAAGGGGCACGAUCAUACUGCCGACUCUACACGAAUAGGACACGAAUGCUAAACGUGUGACAAACGCCUUCGGGUUCUCCUCCACCGCACCAAUAUCAUCAUUGGUCCUGUAGCAGGAAGUACAAUUGAAGGAGCUGCCACAAAUGUUGCCCACAUUAACGCCAAUGCAUUUGCUGGAAUUACGUCUCAUCUUACUUUGCCUGCCAUCCAUUCUACUGGCCACAACACUGGAGCCAGAUCAAAAGUCAAUACUUACCGAUAGCGAUUGGAAGAAGUUAUGGAUGCGAGGAGGUAUAAAUCCCGAUUCAAGAUUCGAUAGCAACAAUUUAGAUUCCAGCGACAGUCCAAUGUUCGAAGACAGCGAAAUGAUGGCGCACAACACGACCGUCCAGUUAGGUGGAACCGCGUUUCUGGUCUGCAAAGUUUCCGGCGUGGAUAGAGUGGGUGUAAAUUGGAAUCAAAUAUCCUGGAUACGUCGUAGAGAUUGGCAUAUCCUAUCGUCGGGAGCUCAGUUGUACACAAACGAUGAACGCUUUGCUAUUCUGCAUACACCGGGAUCAAAUAUGUGGACACUGCAGAUAAAGUUUGUGCAGCGCCGGGAUCACGGCAUGUAUGAGUGUCAGGUUUCAACACCCACUGGCAUCAUAUCGCAUUUCGUUAACCUUCAAGUGGUUGUGCCAGAAGCAUUUAUUUUAGGUUCUGGCGAAUUACAUGUCGACAUGGGAUCAACAAUCAAUUUAGUUUGCAUAAUUGAAAAGAGUCCAACACCUCCGCAAUAUGUUUUUUGGCAAAAGAAUGAGCGAUUAAUUAACUACUACGAUUCCAGACGAGACAUUUCAAUUGAAACGACACCGGGUCCCCGAACCCAAAGUCGUUUAAUAAUAAGAGAACCACAGAUAUCAGACUCCGGGAAUUAUACAUGCUCUGCGAGCAACACAGAACCAGCCAGCAUAUAUGUAUUUGUGUCAAAAGGUGAUAAUAUGGCUGCAAUAUCGAGAAGAAAAACAUCAUCUGCUGAUCGUAUCGCUGCCAUUUUUAUGUACGUUGUGGCACCAUGCGUUUUGGUGAACACACUAGGAAUGCGGCGUAUCUUUCUUACUUAAGACUUUUUCGUGUAGCCAUCUCUAGAUGAAUGCAGUGUUAGUAAAUUAAAUCCUAUUUAAGUGAAAUUUACAAAUGUUAAGGUUUAAUAUUAAAAUUUAGUCAUGUAUGUACAAAACUAACUAAAAUUUAUGUAUAUUUAGCAAAUAUUGUAAUUAGUGUUUAUCUAUUGUUUAAACAGUUAGCAAAACCCUGUCACACACACACACACUCGUACCACUCACUUACGCACACAAACAUACAGACAUACAAACAAGGCUAAAAUAAUAAAAAGUAUAUGUAAAUUUCUAGUAAAAUACAAGCAGUGUCAAAAAUCACCACAUGUCCACAAUAGAUUUACUCAACCUAAUAAAAUAUUGAAGAAACGUAAAAAGAAUAUUAUAACUUAAUUAAUUGAAAAUUGAUUGGUUUUAUUCCAUGCUUCCAUCCAUUUCUUCUCUUCGAAAAUAUUUAUUCGGAUCUCCACUUCCAUUUCCGCCUCCCAACUAUAAACUCGUGUACAGUUCCGCAAUCCAACCGUUUCCAGAAAUGUUGUUAGCUCCGUUACCAGGCAUUCGUAUUUAAUUACAUUUAAAUAAAUUUGCCGCAUACCUUUUCAGUUGAAUAUCUUUUGUAAAUACUUUCGGUAUAAAUUUAAUCUAAGAUUUGUUUGUUUAAGUGUGUGUGUUUGCAAAAACUAAAGACAACAAAAACAACAACAACCACAACCUACAACAAGAAGAAUUUGUUCGGAUGCAUUUUUAUAAUUACAAUCUAAGUAAGUUCUAGGCAAACACUGUGACAUUGCAAAUAGGCAACUGAACAACAAUUGAAAACAAACCAAACGACCGACCGACAGACAGACAGACAGACCAACCGACCCAACAACAACCAAUCAAGAAACACGAAAACUAAAUUAAAAUUGAAAUCAUACGAACGAAAUGCAGCAUUAAUUAUGGAUAGAUAUUAAAAUGCAAGCACACAUGUAUGCAAGUGCGUAUAUAUAUGUAUGUGUGAUGUCAGCGUAUGCAAGUGUAAGGAUUUUAAUAACUAAUGCCCUAAAACUUUUGUAUGACAACAACUUUGUUGACGUUGUUGUUCGGAAAAUAUUUCGAAAUGUACUUCUAAUGAUAAUUUAAAUACCACAGAUAGAAAUUUAAAUUAAAUUGCAAAUUCAUAAAUGGAAUUAAUUUCACAACAACAAAAAAAAAACAAAGUACACACAUAUGUAUGAGUUUUUAUAUACAGACACACACAUAUUUUAAGAGAAAAUUCCGAAGCAAAGACAUUUCCAUUCCAAAUGCGCCAACCAUAACAUUAAGGCUUGGGGUUUAAUUUAAGAAUGAAUAAUGAAAAGUGAAAAUAAUAACAACAACACCAAAAAUAGAAUCUGUCAUAUUCAUAAAUAAAACUACAUUAUUUAUGCUAAUGAGAAAAUGUAAACUUGUGGAACCGAAACAAAAACCAAAACACAACAAAAAUAAAAACCAAACAAUUUAAUGGCUCGAGUGCAAAUGAUAUAUGAGCUGACACGCGAAUAUGGGCUUGGCAAACUGACAAGAGAGAGAGAGAGAAAGAGAAAAAAACACAUUUUGUCACAUAAAAUCAGCAAUCAGUGAUUUCAAGGCCAACGAAAAUUGGAGAGCUAUUUCGCUUCGUGACCUGUUGAGUGGGCAUUUAAACAUCGAUUAAAACUAAACCUAGUUCUGGUGAGAACUUUGCAAAUAGCUAAUCCAAUUUUAUGUAGGCAAUCCCAUUUAAAUAGAAUUCUAUUUUCUCAAUACAAUAAAAAAAAAUAUUUCAAUACGGAGAAUCUGCGACAUUUAACAACAGUUUCCGAUUAAUACUAAUUUUUAUGUAUAUUUCGUUUAGAUAGAAAAUUCUGUGUGCUCAGGAAAAUGUUUGAUACCCAAAUAUGAUUUCAAUCGUUUAACCUACUGAGAAAUUAGUUUAUUUUAAAUACAAGACAUUCAUAAACGAUAUAAACGCAACAAUCCUGCAUUGUUUUGCAGUUACAGUACGACCAUCUCUUCAUAUUUCAAAUUUCAAGUUAUGUAAAUCGUAAAUAUUUUAUUAUAUUGAAAAAAAUGUCAAAUUUGACACAAUGUCAUGGAAAAUAUAUAAUAUGACGUAUUUGAACUUCUGAUCGAAUUUACAAAUAAGAAUAGAACUUGUAAUGUUUUAACUAACUUUUCCAGCCGAUAAUAACAAAAAUCCGUAACUUUUAAACGCAAAAUUUUCAUGGACAACGUUGUAUCUAUCGACUGGUCUUAGUGACUACUUAAUCGGUCGAUUCUCUAACAGGAAAUCGCACUAUUAAGGCAACAUUCGAUAUCAAACCACACUUGUCGUAAUUUAUGCAGUUGCUUAAGGACAAUUAUCCUUUAGUAGACAACAAAAGGAGCAUUAUAGCAGCCUUUAAAUAUUUGUACUAAAUUUUAGGGUUGACUUUUUGUAUCGGAGAUGUCAGUUUCUACAGGCGACCGUCGCAAUUCAAAUUGCUUUUCUCUCACAAGAUUUCUUGCGACAUGGCUUUUCUUAGGCAGACCGUACGACUUUAUCCUCGCCAGGCUUCUCUCAUUGCAACGAAAGUAGAGGGAGCAACUAGCUGACAGAAAUAUGACCUCUUCAAGGAGGCUGUGUCUUCUUCUACACAGGAUUCAACCUUAAAUAUAUCACUUUUAAUUGCGUUAUCAUUCAGUAAAUUUUUCUACCUUUCUCUGUGAUAAGGGAUCAAAUCGAGGUUUUGAGCAGACAUAGUUAUUUAAUUUACGGUUAAGACAAAAGUUUUUUACGGGAACCCUUUUUUACUAGUUAGCUUUUUUCCUUGUAACAGGAUACAACGGAUAGUUUUCAACUAUUCCGCUUCGACCUCAAUUACAUUCUCUCUAGGAUUUGGAAUCGGAGUUACACAUACAUCCUGAUUUCCAUCAUAGACACGUACUUAUAGUUUGCGUGUGUAAUGUGUUGAAAUGCUUAAUGUGAAUAUAUUCAUCUAGUUCUAAAUAAAUCAUUUAGCCUCUUACCUUUGACAGAAAAUGUUUUCGAAUACGAGUACCAGUCCAUUACGGAAACAUCUCAAUGUUGAGAAAAUAGAAGAAGAAAAACAUUUCAUAUUUUACACAAAACAACAAUAAAUUAAUUUGUAAAGCAUCAGAACCACGUGCCGAAUUUACACAUGUAUUCUUGCGGAUAUAUUUCAUGUUUACUGUCAUUAACAUAAAUUAUGGCGCUACAAAUCACAUGAUUUAUUUUACAUAUUUUUUACUCGCAUUCCUGUUCAACACACUCAAAUACUAUCAAUUAAUUUACGCCAUUAAUAUUUACAUCAUUAAUUAUUUAAAGCGCAUAAAAACCAGCGCAACCAGCAUAAGAGUGGUUGGUGCAGAGGUCAUCGCUAUAUAUGUUUGUAUCUCUAUAAAGUGACGUCAUAGAUAUGUGUUAAUGUUUUCAGCCAUUCCUAUCUGUUACUUGAUUUGAAUUUACUUAACUCAUAUUUGUUAUUAUUGUCGAUACAUUCUAUAUUUAUUGUAUCAUUGCUGAUUAAAAAUAAUCCGGGGCUAAGGGGUUCUACCCUACAUCAUGCGACCGAAUCAACACAGCAAUAACCUGAACACAUGAGCAAUAUCUCUCAUGCUUAAGGCUAUUUAAUCGAUAUCUGGUAACAAUUGUCAGGAUAGGGUAAUGGAGAUGCCUGUGAACUCGAGCAUUACGAAAGAUUCAGUUGUAUUACUGAGGGUUGAUGGAUUUGACUGGGAGACAUUUUUCAUGCAAGAACUUAUGGACUCGCUCAAAUUCAAAAUUUAAAAUGAAAUUCAAAUAUUGGUGUAUUUAACAUUGGAUUGUAAUAUUAUUUUAAUCAAAUGAAAAUCGCUGUCCUAUUACAUUUUGAUAAAACUACUAUUCGGCAAGAAGUUAUAAGUUUUAAAGUAGCCUCACAUUGUUUCGUGUCCUUUUUUACAAAAGCCACAUCGUGACCAGAAAAACAUGGCUAAAGACAUAUUUACGGGGGUGUUAUUUAUAUAAGCAUUGUUUUUUGAAUCAAUUCAAAAUACACUAAUGUUCCAAUAAAUUGUUGUAAAAUAUUUAAUCCAUUUAUACCACAAAUUCCCUUGAUGACAUUGAAUGUCAGUAUGAAUACGGCUACAAUUAUUUCAAAUACAUGUACACAUACACACACAUAUAUAUUUGUACAUGCAUGUACAUGCAUACACAUGUGCUGGCAUUCAAAUUCACGACGUACACAUAGCUAUACAUACAAAUAUAAUAUUUAAGUAGAUACCUAAAGUGAAAUAUCAACCAUGAACAAAACUACUCGUUAAUUUUGUUGCCCAUCUGUAAUUAUCAAUUGUAAAUAUUAACAUAACCACAUGACCAUAAAAAAUUCUCGAUUGCAUUAACAUGAAAUAAUCUAAAAAUAACAAAAAUGCAACCGCUCCCCUAUUCGGAACAAAUGGAAUAAAAAUAUUCAAACAAAACAAAAAAGGAAAAAAAAUAAAACACCUAUGAUCUACAAAAAGUAUCCGGAAAUAAAUUAAUUUAUUUAAUUAUUUAUAUUAAACAAAACUAUGAAAUUAAAUUAUAAAAAACGAGUGUUAAAUAAAUUAUGAUGUAAUAACUUUUAAACAUUACAAAAAAAGAACAAAAGAGAAAAAAAAUUGAGAAUACAAAAAUACAUAAUAAUUGAAGUAAUAAAAACAC
Molecule: messenger RNA, 8770 nt
Organism: Musca domestica (house fly)
Lineage: Eukaryota; Metazoa; Arthropoda; Insecta; Diptera; Muscidae
Gene: dpr12
Product: zwei Ig domain protein zig-8
Exons: 13
Coding region: 3133-4092 (319 amino acids)
Biological process (GO): synapse organization
Cellular component (GO): neuron projection membrane
Source: RefSeq, a predicted model, not a curated record